GCCGGCAGGCGGGAGGCGCGUGGGGCAGCCUGGGCCCGGCCACACCCUCACCAGGAGGCACCAUGUGGAGAUGUCCACCAGGGCUGCUGCUGUUGCUGCUGCUGGCUGGCCAGGUGGCCCCGGGUACCCGGCAGGGUCGUGGGCGCCGGGAGCUAGCACCGGGUCUGCACCUGCGGGGCAUCCGGGACGCGGGCGGCCGGUACUGCCAGGAGCAGGACCUGUGCUGCCGUGGCCGUGCUGACGACUGCGCCCUGCCCUACCUGGGCGCCACCUGUUACUGUGACCUCUUCUGCAACCGCACCGUCUCCGACUGCUGCCCUGACUUCUGGGACUUCUGCCUUGGCGUGCCACCCCCUUUUCCCCCCAUCCAAGGAUGUAUGCACGGAGGUCGAGUCUAUCCAGUCCUGGGAACCUACUGGAACAACUGUAACCGUUGCACCUGCCACGAGAAAGGGCAGUGGGAAUGUGACCAGGAGCCAUGCCUGGUGGACCCAGACAUGAUCAACGCCAUCAACCGGGGCAACUACGGGUGGCGGGCUGGAAACCACAGUGCCUUCUGGGGCAUGACCCUGGAUGAGGGCAUUCGCUACCGCCUGGGCACCAACCGCCCAUCUUCCUCUGUCAUGAACAUGAAUGAGAUCUAUACAGUGCUGGGCCCAGGGGAGGUGCUUCCCACGGCCUUCGAGGCCUCUCAGAAGUGGCCCAACCUGAUCCACGAGCCUCUUGACCAGGGCAACUGUGCAGGCUCCUGGGCCUUCUCCACGGCAGCUGUGGCAUCCGAUCGGGUGUCAAUCCAUUCGCUGGGACACAUGACACCUGUCCUGUCGCCCCAGAACCUGCUGUCUUGUGACACCCAUCACCAGCAGGGCUGCCGCGGCGGGCGUCUCGAUGGUGCCUGGUGGUUCCUACGUCGUCGAGGGGUGGUGUCUGAUCACUGCUACCCGUUCUCGGGCCGUGAGCGAGAUGAGGCUGGCCCCGCGCCCCGAUGUAUGAUGCACAGCCGGGCCAUGGGUCGGGGCAAGCGCCAGGCCACUGCCCGCUGCCCCAAUAGCCAUGUCCAUUCCAAUGACAUCUACCAGGUCACUCCUGCCUACCGACUCGGCUCCAAUGAGAAGGAGAUCAUGAAGGAGCUGAUGGAGAAUGGCCCUGUCCAAGCCCUCAUGGAGGUACACGAGGACUUCUUCCUGUACCAGGGCGGCAUCUACAGCCACACACCAGUGAGCCGUGAGAGGCCAGAGCGAUACCGCCGGCAUGGGACCCACUCGGUCAAGAUCACAGGGUGGGGUGAGGAGACGCUGCCCGAUGGAAGGACGCUCAAAUACUGGACGGCGGCCAACUCGUGGGGCCCAGCCUGGGGCGAGAAGGGCCACUUCCGCAUCGUGCGCGGCGCCAACGAGUGCGACAUCGAGAGCUUUGUGCUGGGCGUCUGGGGCCGUGUGGGCAUGGAGGACAUGGGUCAUCACUGAGGCCGAGGGCGGCUGGCGGAAGAGCCCCCUGUGUGGCUGUGCCCCCAGCCCCGCCUGACGGAGCCCGGGGCACAGGCGGGCGCCAGGGCUCUAAUCCCAGCGUGGGUUCCGCUGACACAGCGCCCAGCCUGGGAGCUGCGGGCAGGCGAGGCUGGUGGAGCCCCUAGACCUCCCAGCGGGGACGGGGAAGGGCCUGGCCUGGGAGGAGCAGAGCCUGCAGAUCCCAGGACCCUGGCACCCCCCACCCAAGAUCACGGAAGCCAGGACACCCCCAGGUCUCCAUCCCCACACUCCUGUAUUCUUAUUCUUCAAAGAUAUUUAUUUUUAUUUUCACUGUUUUAAAAUAAAACCAAAGUAU
Propithecus coquereli (Coquerel's sifaka) is the source of this 1824-nucleotide messenger RNA. It is a transcript of the gene TINAGL1, whose product is annotated as tubulointerstitial nephritis antigen-like 1. Bases 63 to 1466 code for a protein of 467 amino acids. NCBI's taxonomy places the organism in Eukaryota, Metazoa, Chordata, Mammalia, Primates, Indriidae. The transcript is spliced from 12 exons. Gene Ontology annotation, cellular component: lysosome. Gene Ontology annotation, molecular function: cysteine-type peptidase activity. The record is from RefSeq and is a predicted model, not a curated record. Gene Ontology annotation, biological process: proteolysis.